Molecule: messenger RNA, 1674 nt
Organism: Penicillium longicatenatum
Lineage: Eukaryota; Fungi; Ascomycota; Eurotiomycetes; Eurotiales; Aspergillaceae
Product: U2 snRNP complex subunit CUS1
Exons: 2
Coding region: 1-1674 (557 amino acids)
Biological process (GO): mRNA splicing, via spliceosome
Cellular component (GO): precatalytic spliceosome; nucleus; U2 snRNP
Source: RefSeq, a predicted model, not a curated record
AUGAAACAAAGUAAAAAUCAACUUCGGAGGGCCCGAAAAAAGAUUCAAAAGGCAGAGGCUGCGAGCGAGGCCAUUGAAGAUGCUCCCCAAGAGCAACAAAUUCACCAAAAUUCAGUCUCUAAUACCUCUAAAGUACCGAGCGCUCCCGCUGAUGGGCCUUCCCCCGAGGACAAUGAUCCAUUAUGGGAGAUGUACAAGGGCAUCGUCAGUAAAUUUGACGAGACCGCCGGCGAAACAGCCACAACCAAGGAUGUUGAGAAACCAGAAGUCUAUUAUGAUGACGCAGACGACAUCCCGGACGAGGAAAACGAACAAGAGCCGAGAAUAUCGAAAAAGAAGCGCAAGGAGAUGAACAAGUUAUCCGUGGCCGAACUCAAAGCCAUGGUUCACAAGCCUGAAAUCGUGGAGUGGACAGACACAUCUGCGACUGAUCCUCGACUUCUAAUCCAGAUCAAAGCCCAUCGAAAUGUGGUCCCGGUUCCUUUACACUGGUCGCUCAAGCGGGAAUAUCUAUCAUCCAAGCGAGGCGUGGAAAAAGCGCCCUUCGCCCUUCCCAAGUUCAUCCAGGAAACUGGUAUCGCGGAAAUGCGUGAUGCUGCUUUGGACAAGCAGGACCAGUCGAGCUUAAAACAAAAACAAAGGGAAAGAGUUCAACCCAAGAUGGGACGCUUAGAUAUUGACUACCAGAAGCUAUACGAGGCGUUCUUCCGCUUUCAAACAAAGCCAGAGCUGACUCGAUAUGGUGAGAUUUAUUACGAGGGCAAGGAAUAUGAAACCAAUCUCAAGCACCUUCGCCCAGGCGAAUUGAGCGACGAACUCAAAGAGGCCCUGAAUAUGCCACCGGGAGCUCCUCCGCCUUGGCUCAUCAAUCAGCAACGUUACGGUCCACCUCCAUCCUACCCUGCCUUGAAAGUCCCUGGUCUAAAUGCACCGCCCCCACCAGGUGCGAUGUGGGGCUAUCACCCUGGAGGAUACGGAAAGCCUCCGGUUGAUGAGCACAACCGACCGCUUUAUGGAGGUGACAUCUUUGGCGUCUUGCAGCCCCAGCAAAAUGACCAGCAAGGAGAGCCGAUCGAGAAAGAUCUCUGGGGAGAGCUACAGGCAUCAGAGGAAUCCGAGGAAGAGAGUGAAGAAGACGAGGAUGAAGAGGAAGACACCGAUGAGGAGGAGGCUGAAGCCGAAACCCACUCCCCUAGUGGCUUGGAUACUCCUAGUGGUAUGGCUUCAGCGGCGCCGUCAGAAUUUGUGGGAACGGAGAGUGUUGCUGGAGAAUUUGACGUUCGAAAGCACCACCGAGGAACAGAGACUGAAGAGACUGUUCACCCCCGGAGCGCAUACCAGGUUAUCCCGGAGAAACAGACGAGCGUCCAAGGAUUCUUUGGUGGAGAUCGAGCGUAUGAUCUCAGUACGUCCUCCGGUAAACCUCCACUUCUUGGAGUUGACGACCAAACCCGAAAACGCAAGAAGCCAGGGGAUGUGGACGUUUCGGUGGACUUGGAUGCAAUCCAAGCUGGCGAUGGUCUCAGCAAAGAGAGUCUUCAAAACAUGUACGAUGUACAAAGACAGCAGCAAAACCAGCCACAAUGGGGAUUUCAAGAGGAUCUUAGUGAUAUGAUCGCACAAGAGAGUCGCAAGCGAUUGCGCAAAGAAGAAGAGCGACGGGGCAAGCACUGA